Trametes versicolor FP-101664 SS1 is the source of this 1059-nucleotide messenger RNA. RefSeq lists its product as uncharacterized. The coding region runs from base 52 to 1059 and encodes 335 amino acids. Lineage: Eukaryota; Fungi; Basidiomycota; Agaricomycetes; Polyporales; Polyporaceae. Gene Ontology annotation, molecular function: protein binding. The transcript has 2 exons. The record is from RefSeq and is a predicted model, not a curated record.
CUUCCGUCUGACCCUCCAUCGUCUCUUCAGCUACCUUUCUGCUUGCACACGAUGGCUAUGAACUCAUGCAAGGGGGCUGAAGAUGGUACUGCAGAGCUGACGCGCUCCCCCGAGUACUGGUUUGACGAUGGAAAUAUAGUGCUCGUAGCGGAAGGGGGGGUCGGAUUUCGCGUUCACCGUGGCGUGCUCGUGCACCACUCUGCUUUCUUUCGCGACCUGUUCUCUUUACCUCAACCCUCUGAUGACAAGGACAUGAUGGAUGGCACCCCAGUGGUCCAUGUCUCCGACACUCCAAUCGAUGUCGCGCAUCUUCUACGCGCGUUAUACAACGGUAUCAGUUUGAUCCGGCACGGGGGAGAGCGGCUGCCCUUCCCCUUCGUCGCGUCGUUGCUCGAGCUUUCCCACAAGUACGACAUUGAGGCUUUACGCGCCGACAUGCUGCUGCGUCUGCGCUCCUGUUUCUGUCACAAGUAUUCCGCGUUCCUCGCGCAGACCAGCUUCCAGCCCGUCGCUGCGAACGACCCAGAGCAGCUUCUGCGCAGCGGCCUGCUCGAGAUCAUCCCGAGUCGCGACGCGAUCCGGGCAGUCAACCUCGUCCGGCUCGUCGAUGAGAGAACCAUGCUCCCCGUCGCGCUCUAUCUCUGCACGCUCCUCCCCGGCGCAAGACUCGUAUCUGGCACAACACUCGAAAACGGGCGCGUCGCAACGCUCUCCCCCACCGACCUAGCGCUCUGCAUCGACGCGCGCACAAACCUCGUCAUGCGCCGCAUCCGCGCGUUCAACACCGCGCCCGCGAGCGUGUGCCGCCAGCCGACGCUCUGCGCGGCCGUGCUGCAGCAGAUGGCGCGCAUGACGCACUACCAGCAGCCGAGCUUGCCGUGCCACGUCCUCGCGAACGUCGACCAGGCGCCGAUGACGAGCCCGCCGGGGAACUUCCUGUGUGCGCAAUGCAGCGCGCCGUUGGUGGCGGUCAGCGCGGAGUUUCGACGGAGCGCGUGGGCGCACCUUCCUGGAGAUCUUGGUCUCGAUGUUCCGGAAUGGGAUGCUGCGGCUGCAUAG